Messenger RNA from Mesocricetus auratus (golden hamster), 3876 nucleotides. RefSeq names its product glutamic--pyruvic transaminase 2 (gene Gpt2). The record is from RefSeq and is a predicted model, not a curated record. Gene Ontology annotation, molecular function: L-alanine:2-oxoglutarate transaminase activity; pyridoxal phosphate binding. Lineage: Eukaryota; Metazoa; Chordata; Mammalia; Rodentia; Cricetidae. Gene Ontology annotation, biological process: biosynthetic process. The transcript is spliced from 12 exons. The coding region runs from base 147 to 1715 and encodes 522 amino acids.
GUGCGAACGCAGAGGGCCAGGAGGUGCGGGUGCCAGGCGCCAGGAUGCGGUGGCCGGCCACUCAGCUUGGGAGCAGCCCAGGCGCUUAUUAACCGGAGCGGUGCGGGCGGCCCCGCGGCCACAGGGUUAUCCCCGGCAGGUUCGCGAUGCAGCGGGCGGCGGUGCUGGUGCGGCGGGGCUCCUGCCCCCGCGCCUCGGGCCCCUGGGGCCGUAGUCACAGCAGCGCUGCAGCCGAAGCCUCGGCGGCGCUCAAGGUGCGACCGGAGCGCAGCCCUCGAGACCGUAUCCUCACUCUGGAGUCCAUGAACCCUCAGGUGAAGGCGGUGGAGUACGCCGUGCGCGGACCCAUCGUGCUCAAGGCCGGUGAGAUCGAGAUGGAGCUGCAGCGGGGUAUCAAAAAACCAUUCACAGAGGUAAUCCGAGCCAACAUCGGGGAUGCCCAUGCUAUGGGCCAGCAGCCAAUCACCUUCCUCCGUCAGGUAAUGGCACUCUGCACCUACCCAAAUCUGCUAAGCAGCCCCAGCUUCCCAGAAGAUGCUAAGAAGCGGGCCCGGCGGAUCCUGCAGGCUUGUGGCGGAAACAGCUUGGGAUCUUACAGUGCCAGCCAGGGUGUUAACUGUAUCCGUGAGGAUGUGGCAGCCUUUAUCACCAGGAGAGAUGGUGUGCCUGCAGACCCAGACAACAUUUACCUGACCACUGGAGCUAGCGACGGUAUUUCUACGAUCCUGAAGCUACUGGUCUCCGGGGGUGGCAAGUCACGGACAGGAGUGAUGAUCCCCAUCCCACAGUAUCCUCUCUACUCCGCGGUCAUCUCCGAGCUCGGUGCCAUCCAGGUGAACUACUACCUAGAUGAGGACAACUGCUGGGCCUUGGAUGUCGACGAGCUCCGGCGGGCGGUGCGGCAAGCCAAAGACCACUGUGACCCCAAAGUGCUCUGCAUUAUCAACCCUGGGAAUCCCACAGGCCAGGUACAAAGCAGAAAGUGCAUAGAAGAUGUGAUUCACUUUGCCUGGGAAGAGAAGCUUUUCCUCCUGGCUGAUGAGGUAUACCAGGACAAUGUGUACUCUCCUGACUGCAGAUUCCACUCCUUUAAGAAAGUGCUUUACCAGAUGGGGCCCGAGUACUCCAGCAACGUGGAGCUUGCGUCCUUCCACUCCACCUCCAAGGGCUACAUGGGCGAGUGUGGCUACAGAGGGGGCUACAUGGAGGUGAUCAAUUUGCACCCUGAGAUCAAAGGCCAGCUGGUAAAGCUACUCUCAGUUCGCCUCUGCCCACCAGUAUCUGGACAAGCCGCUAUGGACAUUGUUGUGAAUCCCCCUGUCCCGGGCGAGGAGUCUUUUGAGCAGUUCAGCAGGGAGAAAGAAUUCGUGCUUGGUAAUCUGGCCCAAAAAGCAAAGCUGACCGAAGACCUGUUUAACCAAGUCCCUGGGAUUCAGUGCAACCCCUUGCAAGGAGCCAUGUACGCCUUUCCCCGGAUUCUCAUUCCCGCCAAGGCUGCGGAGGCGGCGCAGUCCCAUAAGAUGGCCCCAGACAUGUUCUACUGCAUGAAGCUCCUGGAGGAGACUGGCAUCUGUGUCGUCCCGGGCAGUGGCUUUGGGCAGCGCGAAGGCACCUACCACUUCAGGAUGACAAUCCUCCCUCCCGUGGAGAAACUGAAGACAGUGCUCCGUAAGGUGAAAGAUUUUCACCUCAAGUUCCUGGAGAGAUAUGCGUGAGGAUGCCUCAAGCGCCAGAGGGUCUCGGUCCCAAUGCCCAGGCCUUCCUCACGGACUCUGCCUCACGGACUCUGCCUCAGACCUCACGCAGGUGGCCAACCCAGUUCAUCAUAAUUUUUCCCAGGAGACUUCUCUCUUUGUGCCUUGAUGUUGAGAGUUCUCUUCUGAGCAAACAGUGAUUUUGCAAUGUCUCGAAGGCCCCGGUUUUUUAUUUUUGUUUUGAAAUGCAACCAAAGUAGAGUCAGCUUUGCUCAGUAGAUGUAGCUGGAAUUCUCCGAAUCACCUAUUGUUGUUGUGUUCGGAAAGUUCCUUAAAGGUUUUGAACAGCCAGGGUGCAUUGAGAUGAGAUCGUUGGGAUCUACAGAAACAAGCGGGUGUUUGGAAAUGUGUGACUUAAAGAGGUGAGAACCGGAAACCCAGAAUCAGCAGUGAGAUAGAUCCCUUGCAGCGUGGUAAAUCUACAAAUCCAGCAAGAACCCAGAGAAAGCUUGUCAUUCUGGUCACAGACUAGAAUACUGAAGUCAGUAGUGGCACAGUGGUCACAUCAGACGCCGGGCUAGAGUGUACCGAACCCGGGGUUGGCAGGGGGCGUGGCCUAGGCCUGAGGGGAAGUGGCUGGAAAGUGCUGCGAGUUGAACUGGGUCUUCUGAGCCGCCCAGCAGUGCUGACUCAGCACAUCGAGCUUUGCUCGCGCUUUUGCUGAGACCUUGCUAUAAAAGGUCUUCCCUAGGGAUACCUUGGUAUAAAAGGUCUCCCCAGGCUUCAGGGACACCAGGAUGAGCCCGGAAAUAUCUAGGUGACUGAGGAUUCUCUGCCUGUAGGUGAAUCCAUCCCACUGGUUACCUAGGGACAGUUUUCUCCCGGGGGCUUGUCUGAGCCUUUGCACUUACUGCCCUCUGCUGGUGGCAGCAGAGAUAAGCAAAGGCUGAAAAUGCCCUAAAUUACGAAGAGGAGAUGAUGAUCCUUUAAAAAAUCUGUCAAGCCCCUGCAGGUGUUUUGAUUGUUUCAAACUACAUUUGAUUCACUCAGUAACUUUAGUUGGUCAAGUGCCUGGUACACUGACUGCCAUGAAGGAGCGUACAGUGUGAGUCAGUGUAUUUCUCUCCAUUUGAGUUCCCAGCCCCGCUCCCUGAUCCGUCUACGUCAUCCCUGUGUCGUCAGCCAUCCUCCAUGUACCAGAGUAGCAGCCAUCAAGCAAGUAUAUUUCCUGAAUUAGCGCAUCCGGGUGGAGCCAGGUGCAUGCCCAGGAGGCGGGUGCUACAGGGAGCACCAGGCCAGGGUUUCCUUGCCAACGGAAGCGAGGGAAGCCGUGACCAGCUCAGGAGCCUGGGGACCCAGUGAGUCAGGGGGAGCACAAGGAGCUAGAGAGAACAAUGUGAUGGGCCGGGAACCUAUCUCCUGCACCGUGAUUCCAUACCGGGCCUAUGGAGGGGGUGCAGUUUUGAUACUCAAGAGCAUUACAUUACUGUGAAGGAAGCAGCUACAUUCUUAACAAAAUGGAAUUUUCUGGAACUUUAAAAAGUUGAAAAGGUAGCAUGUGUGCUUGCUAGGCAUAUAAACCAGAUGUGCUCCAGUGUUCUGAGAUUCCUCAAUGAAAGGUAAACUAGAAGCUAGUAUAUUUUUUAUAUUUUUGUAACAAUUGCUUUUUCAUGGGGGGUGGAAGGGUUAGUAUUUAUAGUCCUAACAAGUCAAAUAAUUUUUAUAAGUCUCUUCAGAUUAUAAAUAAUCCUCCAAAUUUUGCAAUGUUUACAUGUUUUUUUAAAGAUGAUAAUUAUGCUAGGUUUGCUUUUUAAAUAAAAGCUUAGGUGUACUAAGAGAUUAACGACUUCAAAUAGGAAUACUGGUUAUGGUAGUUCGGAUUUUCUACAGAUUCUAUCCCCAUGCUUUUCUGUUGUUUUGUCAUUUGGGGUUUCCCCUAAGAGUCUACGCCUGUGAGGUUUCUGUCCCUCCAGAGCUGCAUGUGGGUGGUGCUGUGGAAGCCUGGGCCAGGCUGGACCUGGGACAGUCACACCCCAAAGACGUCGUUUCCGUUGGCUGUAAAAGCAGGUGCAGACCUGCCUGUUCUCUGCUGUUCUCCAUCAUCAGCUCUUCAGGGCUCCUUGACAGAGGUCCUUGUCAUAGCUGUGCUGAGGAGAUCUGAACAAUAAAACCUGUGCCCGGA